Serendipita indica DSM 11827 is the source of this 1593-nucleotide messenger RNA. The record is from the annotation of a GenBank genome assembly. Lineage: Eukaryota; Fungi; Basidiomycota; Agaricomycetes; Sebacinales; Serendipitaceae.
AUGUUUAGGCUGUACGAUAGCAAACGUUCAAAGUCUCAGGACUACAAAGGUGGCGACUAUAUCCCUCUCAACCCGCGAAAACGCCAACCCGUCCCGACUCCAAAUAGUUCCAUAGCCAACCAGUUUGCUCUCUCUCCAGAUCCGAACCAAUGGGGCUACAAUGUCUCCCCGAACGACGCAGAAGCCGACGAUUGGAUCCACGUACCUGAUAAGAAAAUCGAUGAUACGGGGUCGAUACUUAAUCCUCGUGGUAUCUCGGCGCUUGGAUGCAUCGGCAUUAUCUUCAUGAGCAUACUGACUUUAUUCUUCAUAUGGCCCUUAGAGACGGGAAUCCGCAAGAUGCUCACGGCGACCACCCAAAGUGGAUUCAACGUGGGUGGGAUCAACAGCACGGAGCAAGUCUAUGAAACAGCUUUUGCACUCGUCGACAAAGAUACACCCCAGGACGUCCGCCGCAAAACAUCACCUGUGGACAACCGGGAAAUGGUACUGGUGUUCAGCGACGAGUUCGAAUUGGAGGGACGUACAUUUUGGCCUGGCGAUGAUCCGUACUGGGAAGCGGUGGAUAUGCACUAUUGGGGCACGGAUGACCUCGAGUGGUACGAUCCACAACAGGCGUAUACAAAGGACGGUCAGCUCUGGAUCGAGUUCCAAGAGGCCAAGCGGGAGGAUAACCAUAACCUCACCUAUGUCAGCGCAAUGAUCACGACGUGGAACAAGUUUUGCUUCACGGGUGGUCUGAUUGAGACGAGCGUCCAAUUACCAGGCUCGUCCAAAGUCAAAGGGUUCUGGCUGUGGACAAUGGGCAAUCUUGGCAGAGCCGGUUUCGGCGCCACGACAGAAGGGCUGUGGCCCUACAGCUACGAAUCUUGUGAUAUUGGAACUGUGAAGAACCAAACAGAGUCGUCGCUCUCCCAGCCCUUUCCGCCACAUUGCGAGCCGCAUCCAGGACCAGUCUACGCCGAUGGAACAUAUGCUGGACGGGGAGCACCCGAGAUUGAUGUCCUCGAAGCGCUCAUCGAUCCCAACUUGCUCGCUGGCGCAGUAUCCCAGUCUGCACAAUUUGCACCCUAUAGUGCAGAGUACAAGUGGGAUAAUCUCACCUAUGGCCAUUAUUAUGGUACUCUCGGUGACGACCAGUACGUGAAUACAUAUCCCGGUGGAGUAUGGCAGCAGACUGCGAGCACUGUCAGCAAGACGAAUCAAGGAUGUUAUGAACUGGAGGAGAAAUGUUUCGCGACAUAUGGCUUUCAGUAUGUUCCAGGCUAUCAGGAAAAUGGCGCAUAUAUUACAUGGAUCAAUGACGGCAAGUUGGCGUGGCGCAUGGACGCUCAAGGGUUUGGAGAGGAUGCAACGACGCAAAUUGGGAAGAGGGCAGUGUCGAAAGAGCCCAUGUAUGUUAUCAUCAAUCUCGGCCUCAGCGAUGGGUUCUCUCAUGGUAUACCAUUCGAUGAAUUACAGUUUCCAGCGUACAUGAAGGUAGAUUGGAUCCGCGUAUAUCAGUAUGAGGAUGCGAUGAACGUGUCUUGCGAUCCCCCCAACUUUCCGACGAGCAAUUACAUCAACGCGUAUGUACCUCUUCUUUAUCCCUGA